AUGUCUCGCGAAGCCUACACCCCUCCCUCGCUGUCCAACAACGCCGCGGGCUCCUCGCAACCGAACGCCUUCGCAAUCGGCGGCACGGGCAACACCUUCGAGGACACUUCCAAGCCCGUUCAGUACCUCUGCGGCGACUGCGAUACCAAAGUGACGCUGAAGAAGGGCGAUCCGAUCCGUUGCAAGGAGUGUGGAUACCGUGUGCUGUACAAGGAGCGCACCAACAGGAUGAUUCAGUUCGAGGCGCGAUGA
Zasmidium cellare ATCC 36951 is the source of this 252-nucleotide messenger RNA. RefSeq lists its product as uncharacterized. The record is from RefSeq and is a predicted model, not a curated record. Gene Ontology annotation, biological process: DNA-templated transcription. Gene Ontology annotation, cellular component: RNA polymerase I complex; RNA polymerase II, core complex; RNA polymerase III complex. NCBI's taxonomy places the organism in Eukaryota, Fungi, Ascomycota, Dothideomycetes, Mycosphaerellales, Mycosphaerellaceae. Gene Ontology annotation, molecular function: DNA binding; zinc ion binding; DNA-directed RNA polymerase activity. The coding region runs from base 1 to 252 and encodes 83 amino acids. The transcript has 2 exons.